Belonocnema kinseyi is the source of this 840-nucleotide messenger RNA. RefSeq lists its product as uncharacterized. Bases 408 to 755 code for a protein of 115 amino acids. The record is from RefSeq and is a predicted model, not a curated record. Lineage: Eukaryota; Metazoa; Arthropoda; Insecta; Hymenoptera; Cynipidae. The transcript is spliced from 2 exons.
UAAGCUGGGGAGGAUCGUUCCUGUGUUGUUGAAUCCAUUACAUGUUCAAUGCAUUGUAAUGAUUCUGGAACACAGGCCAAACCUGCAUAUUGCAGGUUUGAAUGAAUUCAUCUUUGGGUUAUCAAGUUCACGACCUGAUAUACCCAAGCACCUGAGAGCCUGCAGCCUUUUGCGCAGAUUCUCUCAACAAUGUGGUGCGAAGAUGCCCUCAAGCUUGGGAGGAACUACUUUAAGGAAGCAUGUUGCUCAGUUGGGUAUUCUGCUAAACCUCAAUGAAGAGAACAUUCCAGACCUUGCUAAUUUUAUGGGUCACUGAAAAGAUAUUCAUAAGGAAAUAUAUAGGCAGCCUAUUAUUAGUCGAGAAAUUGUGAAAAUAUCGCAACUUCUGGAAGCUGCUCAAAGGGGGGAUGUCGCGAAGGAAGUUUCUGGAGGCUACACACCUGACUCCGACUCAUCUGAUUCCUAGUCGGAUUUCGACGAAAUUUCGGUUGAAAAUGAGCAAAGUUCUCAACAAAUUGAGGUUCCAAGUUGCGAACAAGGUACGGAGAGCUUCAGUGUUACAGAGGAAGCCCAAUCAAACGCAGUUUCAUGUCCUCCACAAAAAAAACAAUAAGAAAAAUAAAAGAAAACGUUCUUCAUCACCCAAUGAAAAACCAAUCAAGCGGAUCGCGUGGAGUAAAGAAGAGAUUGAAAAGGUCCAGGAAUUGUACCAGGAUCAUCUGCUUAGAGGGACGUUUAUUAUGCGGAACAAAUAAAAAAGGACAUCACCAAUUAUCCUGUUCUAAGCAGAAGGUCUCAUUUGAAAAUAAAAACUUGGUUGAGCAAUGAGAAGAAAAAAAA